Messenger RNA from Leucoraja erinaceus (little skate), 3044 nucleotides. RefSeq names its product periplakin-like. NCBI's taxonomy places the organism in Eukaryota, Metazoa, Chordata, Chondrichthyes, Rajiformes, Rajidae. Bases 1498 to 2163 code for a protein of 221 amino acids. The transcript has 23 exons. The record is from RefSeq and is a predicted model, not a curated record.
UAAAAUGAGAAACGGAUGUAAGAGGAAGUGGGAAAAGGUGGUGUAAAUGGGAAGAUUCAGCGUUAGGACAGGAAGCAGAAAUGCGGUGAAGUGUGUGUGAGUGGGUGUGGCGGGUUGUGUAUACUGGACGGUAGCUUUACCUAUUGUUGGAAAACUUUUUUGUUGGGAUAGAGAUUCUGCCACCAGAGACAUCUACUUUCGAAUUUCAAUUCCUUCCGAGACUCCCUCGUCUGGUGAUCCCGUUGGGCGCAUUUCUUCCUGACCACUCAACUUCGCCACUAGCCAGACAAUUGUUACAAAGUAUCAAAGCUUGGCUUCUAAUCAACAAUUCACACUACAGGUGUACAUCUUUUAUCUACCUGCACCGGUCCGAAACCAGUGAUGCACAAAAGCACGAUAUAUACGGAUUCUGCGGAGACGCCCUCUAAAACUCAACCUGAAUCACCCUUUUAUGAUUUCUAGUUUAGAAAUUCAUAGAGUAUUUAUGCAUUUUAAUUCGUUUUUGUCAAUGCUCUGCCGGCUCAUCUCAUUUUUAUUUUUCAAAUGUUUGCAGCAAAGGAAUUAAGAGGAGGUAAAAAUAUGGUUUGCCCGAAAUAGUUUUCACGCGUCUUGGUAAAUUGAUAUGUAGCUGAUUAGCAUUGCUUAAUAUGUCCAAUGCAUUGAUUUUAAAGAACUUGAGCUUGUUUCAGAUGUUCAACCUUCACUUUUGAGAAGCAGAACAGAUGUGUCCAAUAUUGUCACUGCCCAGUUACAUUGGACUGCAGUAUGUAAAGUAUGCAUGUAGGUAUUCAGGAAGACUCACCUUUUCCCUGGAGACUUUUCCGUAGAUACAUUCCAAUUCAACAAAGUGGAAAUAAAUACAUUAUCUACAAUAGGUUAGCGUGACUGAAAAUAUCUAAGAGGCAAUAUUUCACAUGUUUUGUAUUAUAUAUUAUAGCUUCGUUUAGAAACAGAGAUGUAGAUAGAAAAUAGGUGCAGGAGGAGGCCAUUCGGCCCUUCGAGCCGGCGCCGCCAUUCAUUGCGUUCAUGGCUGAUCGUCCCCAAUCCCCGGUUUCUAUUUUCACCAAUCCAAUUUGUGGUGGUCUAUCAAAGCAAGGUCAUGAAAGGUGCAUAGAGUGCACUCACUUAGUGGAUCCUUAUUUCAGUCAUUGGUGAGAUAUUUUGAGGAAUGUACCUUUAUGUGUCUAUUGGGAAUUUUAUUCUAUUGGAUUCUGCAGCGGGAGAGACAUGGAGCUCCGCUGCAUGGAAAUAAACCUUUAGGCCGACUGUGUCCACGGCGAUCAUUUGGCAUUCCGUGCUAGUUCCCAGUUCCCGCAUGUGAUCGACAACCCUCCAAUCUCUCCACAUUCGCAGACAUGGCUAAAUAUCUUUGAAACGUCUUAAUUGGACUCGUUCUUAUAUUAAAUUUAUUUAACUUCAGAUAUAAGGAGACUACAGACUGAUGUCGAGGAAAGUUUCAAGCAAACUAAGCAAGAACUUGAUGCAAUUAAAAAUUACAUGAAAAUACCAGGGAAGGGUGAAGUCAAAGAUCCUGACCGGCUGAAAAAAGCACUUGCUGAUAUUGACGCGCUAAUGGAAAAAAAUGCAGAUUUGGAAAAACUUAUUGCGGAGAGCAUGAAACAGAUGCUCGCAAAAGAUAUAGAGAUUGAAAUUCUCAAGUUAAAGGUGUCAAACGAAGGCAGAAGCGACACAGGACGCGAAGGAACCAUCAGAGUAUUGACACGGCCUCACCGAUCAAUGACACUGGAGAAUCAGUUGAUAAGCAGAGCUGGCAGUGAAGAAAUACGGGAUUUGAAACUCGAACUGCAAAAAACUAGAGACGAACUGAGACAAAAAGAGCGAGAACUAGAAAAAGCAAACGAAAACACCAAAAGCGCAGUCACGGAUACUGGAAAAGACAAUGCCAGAGAAGUCGAAAAACUGAAAGAGAGUCUGAGAAACGCAGAAAGCGAAAUACGCAGAAAGGACAUUGAGUUGGAUGAACUGAAAAGACGGUUGCGGGAUCAAACUGAUAAAGAGACAGGUCACAUGAAAGAAGACGAGACAAGGUUGCGGGAAACAAGAACGGAAAUAGAACAAAUACAAGCAAUUCGCAAAGAUAUCGGUAAGACAUGUUUAUCUAUAGUUUGGAGGAUCGUGAGUGGAGGGAACCAAAGCCAUUAAUUCAGAGUGGAUACCAUAGUGUACCAUUUUGACUCCGCAAAUCAAUUCCUUUCUUUGUCCUCGUGAGGUCGGGUGCCUCCAGCCUUCCGUUGAAGUAAUUUCCGCUGAGUUUGGCUCCCGUAUCCGGCGAUCGGACCGUCUGCAUCGAGGCGAUCAUGCUCCCGCAUCGGGAAAUCUCAGCUACCCGCUCCGGGCGAUCGAAACGCGGGUCGGGGCUGGUAACUACCUUGUAGCUACACGUUAUCAGUCUCUACUUGAGACUGGGAGCUCCUCGAUGUCAUAAAGGUAAUAUGUCGUCGUAAUUGUGCAGGAAGGAACUGAAGAUGCAGCUUUACAUAAACGAUAGACACAAAAUGCUGGAUGAACUCAGCGGAACAGGCUGCACCUCUGGGUAGAAGGAAUGCGUGUCGUUUCAGGUCAAGGCCCUUGUUCGGCUUGAGAGUCAGAGGCUAGGGCGGCACAGAUGGAAAGAAGGUAGACAAAAGUGCUGGAGAAACUCAGCGCAGAAACUUCGAGCGCAGGAAAUAGGCAACGUUUCGGGCCAAAACCCUUCUUCAGACAGAUGGAAAUAAUGUAUGUUGUGAAAAUAAGACAUAGUACAACGACCGGCCUGACUGUCCCCGUGAUUUACUCUGUUACCUGUGUAUGCUUCGUUGUCAUGGCAACAAUUCUAACAAUGAUCGAUUAUACAUUCUCCUUGAUCAUCGUCCUCUUUUAUGUCUUAUAUUCACACCCUACAUUCUUUAGCACUGUGUCGCCCUCUCCGCCGACUCUCAGUCUCAAGAAGACUCUGGACCCGAAACGUUACCCAUUCCUUCAACCUGGAGAACCUAGUUGCCGCGCUGAGUUAUUCCAGCAUUUUGCAUCUAUUUUCAUUUCGU